AUCUCAAUCUAAUUAAGAUUCAUGCCACAAAUACGCACAGCACAAUAGCUAGCUACCGCUCCGCGGAAAAGAAAACUUUUUCAAUAUGGAGUCCAUGCAAAUUCCUUCUAUCUCACCUGCUACCAUGUGAUGUAGCACCAAUGCUUGCUAUUUCCUAUCUGCUCACUCCCCAAGCAUUGUUUGCUGUCCUUCUCAACCUUUCCUUUCCUUUUCAUGCUUUUAGUCUUCAAGACCCAACUUCUAAUCUCUCUCUUUCUCUAAUUUAAAAGGAAAUUUUUUUAAAAAAGAAAAACAAAAGAAGCUAUAGUAUUAGUAUAGUUCCUCUUAGUCUUAAUCUGUCUCCAAUAAAUUCCCCUUCCUUGUGUGCCUUAAGCUCCCACCAUCAUUAUUCAAACAAAUCCCUUUCUCUUUCUCUUUCUCUCUGUCUUUGCAGCACCCCAUGGAAAUUUGGUACUUGUUCUGUGCUGUCUUUCUCAAGCUCUAGCCCUUUAGCUUUGAGCAAAAGCAAGCAGCAGCAACAACAACAACACAUGUCCAAAUCCUCAAACAUAUACAUACUCACAGUGUUUUUGCUGAUCUUGAUGAUGAGGUUUGGGUCUCAGGAACAAAUGGCUGUCUUUCUCACUAACUGGUUUCUUUUGUUUUUCCCCUCUUUUCAUUUUCUUUGCAGAUCAAGAGAAUAGAUUGGAGAAAUUGAAAAAAGAAAAGGGAUUUUAGUGCACCUCAAGCUAAGCUGAUUUAGCUAAUAAUAUCACAUGAUCUGUUGCCUGUUGGUGCAUUUUUAUGCAUAUCUGUCGUUCUCAAGCUCCACUUUACAGAUAAAACUAGGUUUUCUUAUCUAUUGUUCAGUGCAAAUUUUACUAAAGCUAUCUCUCAAUUUUUCUUUAACAUGUUUCCUUCAAGCAACAAUGGCAAUGACCCCAUCUGCUACAGUGACCAACAGCAAGUUUACAAUAGGCCUUUUUUCAAUGACAUCACUUCAAAUUCUAAACAUGAAGAGCUUCCAUUUUCUUGCUUCCACUUUCCAUCUCCUUUUCUUCCUUAUGAUCAACUGGACUUUCAAGAUCAUGAUGUUGAUCUUCUCCAUCAAAACCAUGAUCUUUUUCUUCACCAUCCACCCUUAAUCAGAGCUCUUGCUUCCACCAGUUGUACUGUAGCAUCAUCAGCUGAGACAUUUCUUGACAUGGUGCGUUCCAACCAAAAUGAUGCUAAUAAGAAAUCUUGUAGUGCUUCUUCUGAUCAGAUCCCAAGAAAGAGAUCUUGCAAGAGAGAUCGCCAUAGCAAGAUUUACACAGCUCAAGGACCUAGAGACCGUAGAAUGAGAUUGUCUCUUAAAGUUGCUAGAGAAUUCUUUGAUCUGCAGGACAAGCUUUGUUUUGAUAAAGCUAGCAAAACUGUUGAGUGGCUGCUCAUGCAAGCAAAACCAGCAAUCAAGAAACUAUCAAGUGGUCUCCCACAGUUCAACUACAGCUGCAGUGUUCAUGCGAAGAGUGCAUCUUCUACUUCAGAAUGUGAAGUUGUAUCUCGAAACGAUGAUGAGGCAGCCGCCAUUAAAGCCACCAGCAAGGUCUCUAAUGCUAAAAACUCAUCAUCUUCAUGCGUUACCAACAAGGGGAAAAAAGCAAAACCAUCACGUAAAAUUGCAUUCGACCCAGUAGCAAGAGAAUCAAGGGACAAAGCAAGAGCAAGAGCAAGAGAAAGAACAAGAGAAAAGCUUCAGAAUAGAAGAAUUGACGAAUCAAAGCUAAGUGAAGAAGCCAAAGAUCUUGAAUUUAACCAAUUAAAUUGCUGGAGUCCAUUUGAAAUAGGUGAAGAAUCUGGCAAACAAAGUCACCCCAUGAAUCCUAAUUCCUUGGAGAUUCCGACACAAGAGCAAGACAGAUUAUUAGUAACCUCGGAGAACAUGAUUGAUGAUUCAAUGGUGAUCAUGGAAAAGUGGAGCGCAUGUUGUUCUUCCAUUAACAACCACCUGUACAACGCUGCCAUGCCCCAAGAGCAUCAAAUCACAGACUUGCAAUCUUUCUUCAAGUCAUUGGAGGCGCCAUAUAUAUAACAGUUAGAUGAUGAUAUGUCAAGUCAAGUGGACAAAUGAUUUGAAGAAUACUAUGUAUGGUUUUUCUUUCUGUUUAGAAUUAAUGUAAAAUAGAGGUGUGUAUCUUUCUUUCUUUCUGCAAUUCUAUUGUGAAACUCUUUUUUCAAUGAUUAAAUUGUUCAUCAGCACUCUUCAAUCC
Molecule: messenger RNA, 2231 nt
Organism: Manihot esculenta (cassava)
Lineage: Eukaryota; Viridiplantae; Streptophyta; Magnoliopsida; Malpighiales; Euphorbiaceae
Product: transcription factor TCP12
Exons: 3
Coding region: 890-2053 (387 amino acids)
Biological process (GO): regulation of secondary shoot formation
Cellular component (GO): nucleus
Molecular function (GO): sequence-specific DNA binding; DNA-binding transcription factor activity
Source: RefSeq, a predicted model, not a curated record